This is a messenger RNA of Trichobilharzia szidati, 1996 nucleotides long. The record is from the annotation of a GenBank genome assembly. NCBI's taxonomy places the organism in Eukaryota, Metazoa, Platyhelminthes, Trematoda, Strigeidida, Schistosomatidae.
UGAACAUUGGACGGUGUUAUGUAUUUAAGUGUGUCAUUUCAUUAGUUUAUCGUAAGCAACCGCCUGAUAAACGUGUCAUCUUUACCCGUAGACAUUAGAAAUGAGGACGUUGAUACCCAUUUUGGCGUGUUUUCUUAUCUUCACCAGCGCAGAGGUUACUGAAGAAGAUGGUGUUUUGGUGUUAAAUAAAAAUAAUUUUGACGAGGUCAUCAAAGGAAACCAAUUCAUUCUCGUUGAGUUCUAUGCUCCUUGGUGUGGUCAUUGUAAGGCUCUCGCGCCUGAGUACAAAGAGGCGGCUAGAAAGCUAAAGGAUAUGGGCUCUCCUAUAAAACUAGCCAAAGUGGAUGCUACAGUUGAAGGGGAGUUGGCAUCAAGAUACGAAGUCAAGGGAUAUCCAACCCUAAAAUUCUUCCGAAAUCAACAAGAACCCAUUGACUUUUCGGCUGAAAGAGAUUCAGAAUCGAUUGUAAACUGGUGUAUGAAGAAGACGAAACCGUCUGUUGAUUACAUUGAGUCAGUUGAUGCAUGUAAACAAUUCAUCAAUGAUGCAAACAUUGCUGUCCUUGGAUUCAUCAAAGAUACGGAAACAUCUGAAUUGGCAGCCUUCCAGAAAGUAGCUGACGAGUUAGAUGAUGCCAGUUUUGCUGUCGCCAAUUCAAGUGAAAUAAUGGCCGAAUAUGGUAUUACAUCUACACCAAAAGUAGUCGUGUUCAAAAAGUUCGAUGACGACCGUGUUGACUUUACCGGUGACAGUUUUGAUAAUCUGAGUCACUUUGUGCGAGUUGAGAUGGUUCCACUUGUAACAGAGUUCUCCCAGAAAACAGCAAGCAUUGUGUUUGGCAGUCCAGUCCAAAAACAUAUUGUCGUAAUUCUUUCCAAAGCAAGUGACUACGCGAGAUACAUUGAUGACCUAACUAAAGUUUCACGUCAAUUCAAAGGCAAGGCCCAUAUGAUGAUCGUAGAUAUUGACGUUGAAGAUAAUCUACGUGUACUGGAAUUUUUCGGUCUCACAAAAUCUGAAGCUCCAACUUACCGAAUCGUUGAACUUCGCGAUGAAGUAACGAAAUACAAACCUGAAUCCAACGAAUUUUCUGCUUCCUCUAUGGCUGAGUUUACACAAAAGUUCUUAGAUGGAAAAGUUAAGCCAUUCCUUAUGAGUGAAGAAAUCCCGACUGAACAGACAGGUGCUGUUAGAGUGCUUGUUGGAAAGAACUACAACGAUGUUGUCACCGAUAAAUCAAAGGCCGUCUUCGUCAAACUUUAUGCACCUUGGUGUGGUCACUGCAAAGCUCUUGCUCCAACAUGGGAAGAGUUAGCUGAAGCUUUCAAAAACUCUGAUGACAUAAUAAUCGCAAAAAUGGACUCCACUGUUAACGAAGUAGAAGAUCUUAAAGUAACCAGUUUCCCAACAUUGAAGUAUUAUCCAAAGAACUCAGAUGAGGUUAUUGACUACACUGGUGAUCGAUCCUUUGAAGCUUUGAAAAAAUUCGUUGAAUCGGGUGGAAAAUCAGAAAAACCAGAAGAAGAACCUAAGGAUGAACUAUGAGUAGUAAAGGAGAAAAACAAAAAGUUAAUUUUCAACAGAAUGCUCUGUUUUAUCUUCACUCAUUCUACUCAUUUUCCCCGUGCUUUGAGAAACUGCUUAACCCCUCUAAAAACUUUUCAAGCAGUGAUCAACACGCAUCUCUCGUGUGUUUUUUCUCCUUUGUUUUUUUGUUGUUUUUUUAAACAAAAAUUUAUUUGUUUAACUACCAUCUAGCUCUUUGUAGACAUAUGUACUGUGUACUCCUUUCUAUUUUGCCUUUGUUUUUUCUUUUUUGUAUUAUUUAAAGCGCUCACUGCCAGUGCAUUUCUGUGAAUGUUUGUCAAAUGUAUGUGACCUUUUAGAUACCAAUGUUUGUACACCUUCAUAAUUGUUUUGCUUGUUUGUUUGUUUUUUUCUAAUAUAAUUUUUAGACCAUGUUUGCUAAAUACAAAACAAAACCAUUUGUUGUAA